Suillus clintonianus is the source of this 1100-nucleotide messenger RNA. RefSeq names its product NADP-dependent oxidoreductase domain-containing protein. Lineage: Eukaryota; Fungi; Basidiomycota; Agaricomycetes; Boletales; Suillaceae. The transcript is spliced from 6 exons. The record is from RefSeq and is a predicted model, not a curated record. Bases 1 to 1029 code for a protein of 342 amino acids.
AUGUCUAACGCCGCUCAGUACCGCUCCCUUGGCAAGACCGGUCUCAAAGUCUCUGUGCCAAUUCUUGGUGCGAUGAGCUUUGGAACGUCCAAAUGGGCUUCUUGGGUCCUUGACGAGGAGCCUGCUAUCGAACUCAUGAAGGCUGCUUGGGACCUUGGCAUCAACACCAUCGACACCGCCAAUAUUUACUCAAACGGCAAAUCAGAGGUUCUCAUCGCCAAGUUCAUCAAAAAGUACAACAUUCCUCGCCCCCAGAUCAUAAUCGCUACCAAGUGCUAUGGUGUUGUUUCCACUGACCCUUCCAGGCAGAUAGCCUACAGGCCCGGCCUCGAGCAGCUGCCCGAGUACGUUAACCAAUCUGGCCUGUCUCGCGCUGCAAUCUUCAACGCUGUAGACGCGUCCCUCGCUCGUCUCGAGACCCCAUACAUCGAUCUCCUGCAGAUCCACCGCUUCGACCCUUCAGUCACCCCUGAGGAGACCAUGAAGGCACUUCACGACCUCGUGCAAAGCGGGAAAGUCCGUUACAUAGGUGCUAGCUCCAUGCGCUGCUGGCAAUUUGCCAUGUUGAAUGACACGGCCGCUCGUUACGGUUGGACAAAGUUUGUCAGCAUGCAGGAUGAGUAUUCGCUACUCUACCGCGAGGAGGAACGCGAGAUGCUUGCUUAUUGCAACUACAACGGUAUCGGUGUCAUUCCCUGGGCUCCUCUAGCUGCUGGUAUUCUCGCACGUCCCGUUGGCACGGAGACAGCACGCCUCAGCACUACCAAGGGAACCCCUUUCGAGAGGGCGCUGACCGAUGGGGACGUGGCCAUUAUCAACCGCGUCGAAGAGCUUGCCAAGAAGAAAAAUUGCAGCAUGAGUCAGAUUGCGUUGGCCUGGGUCGCAACAAAGGUGUCGAGCCCUAUCGUGGGUAUCAGCUCUCUAGAGAGAUUGCAGCAGAGUAUUAUCAAGGGAAUCGAGCUCACACCGGAGGAGAUCUUGUCCCUGGAGGAGCCGUAUGAGCCCAAGACCGUCCGUGGCCACCUUUAAACGAUUGCAGCCAACGUAGAGCGCCCACGUCAGCAAAAAUCUGUAGCAUUUUGUAUUACCACCAUCGCCGC